UUAAACUAAAGAACAUUUUCUACACUUCGCUUGGAAAAAUAUAUAAAAUGACCGUCUCUUACUCAGCUGAAGUGGCAUCCUGCAGCGGAUUUGGUUGCUUUCUCAAGCUGCUAAGAAGAUGGCGUGGCAGCAUUUACAAGCUCAUUUGGCGUGAUUUACUCGCUUUUUUGACGAUCUACUAUACGCUUAGCUUAAUCUAUCUAUUUCUACUAAACGAUACCGGACAAAAAACCUUUGAGAAUCUCGUACACUACUGCAACAGUUAUGGUUCACUCAUACCGCUCUCCUUUGUUCUGGGCUUCUACGUGACCGUAGUGAUGCAGCGUUGGUGGGAUCAAUACAUGACCAUCCCAUGGCCCGAUCCGAUUGCUGUCUUUGUAAGCGCCAAUGUGCAUGGACAAGAUGAGCGUGCGCGUGUUAUGCGUCGCACUGUUAUGCGCUAUGUCUGUCUAUGUCUCACCAUAGUUUUUACGCAAAUCGCACCACGCGUCAAGAAACGUUUUCCCACACUCGAUCAUCUGGUUGAAGCGGGUUUGUUGCUGGAGAAUGAAAAGUUGGUUAUUGAGGACUUGGAUGCUUCUUUCCCAAAAUACCCCAAAUAUUGGUUGCCCAUUGUGUGGGCAGCUAGCAUUAUAACACGCGCACGCAAAGAGGGACGCAUACGUGAUGAUUUCUCAGUGAAAACCAUCAUUGAUGCGCUGAAUACAUUUCGUGGUAAUUGCGGUGUUUUGCUAUUCUACGAUACCAUCUCGGUGCCGCUCGUGUAUACGCAAGUAGUCACUUUGGCUGUGUAUACCUACUUUAUAUGCCAAGUGAUUGGGCAUCAGUGGACCAAACAUGAUAGUCAAAACUAUGUAGAUUUAUAUUUUCCGCUAUUCACAACUUUGCAAUUCUUCUUCUACAUGGGUUGGCUGAAAGUGGCCGAGACGUUGAUAAAUCCAUUUGGUGAAGAUGAUGAUGACUUUGAGGUUAAUUGGAUGAUUGAUCGAAACUUGCAAGUCUCCUAUCUCAUUGUCGAUGAAAUGCAUCACGAGCAUCCCGAAUUAGUGAAGGAUCAAUACUGGGAUGAAAUUUUCCCUAACGAAUUACCUUAUCAAGCGGAUGGCAAACGCGAGGAGCCACCAGAACAAUCCACUGCAAGACUGGGUUUAAAUACCAACCAAACUGCGCUUUCGCGAUCUGAGUCCAAAUAUGAUGGCAUGACGACCAGCACACGCCUUGGCGACCGUCUAACUGCAUCGUCCUCGAUUAGUCGAAUGACCGACACCAGUAUUCGCUUUCGUGCCGCUUUACAAAGAUUUAUGUCCAAUGAAAAAGAUAGCAACAUAUCGCAAGAAGAUGCCGAGAAGCAAACAACACCACAAGCCAACGGCUCAGUACAUUCUUUAGCCAAAUCGCCAUUGAAAAUUCGAACUACGGAGACUUUGCAUAUUAUCGAUGAAAGAGCGGAUGAUUUGGAUUUAGAUAGAACUUUAACUGAGGAGUCUGAAUUUCCCUCGACAAAAGAUGUGCGUGAAAUUUUUCAUGGCGACGAUGGUGGCACCAUGCCACCCAGUAGCGUAGAAAGUGUGCAGCAUGAAAGUGGCACUUCCGCACAAGUUACAUUUGAAGACAUCGAUGAGGAUGAUGAGGUUGAGGAAGUACAGGAGGAGGAGGAAGACGAAUUCGAGCGUUUGCGUGAAGAACGUGAACGUGAACGCUUUGAGAGGCAGAAAAUGAAGUAUGCACGCGGCAUAUCAGCAGCGACCAAUCUGAACUUGGAUGCCGACAUGGCUGGCGUUUCAGCAGUGCAAUCGCCUCUGGCGCGUGGUAUGCAAGCCAACGAAGAGACCUUCAGUGUACACUCGUUGACCAGGCAAGUGACUUCGCCCAUAGCAAUUGGAGCGGCACAACAACAACAAAAAGAGCAGCAGCAACAACAAGAGCAAGCAAAGGAAGAGUCUAAGCGAAAGCCAAAGAGUGCGCAGCUAGAUGAAGGUGAUGAGGAGGAGCUCGCAGAAGAAGAAGAAGAAGAGAAAUAGGAAGUAGCUCGAUGCAACUCCUUUACUGCAUACUCAGAUGCAAUUUUAUAGGCAUUUUUAUUGCCUUACCCAUACAGAUAUACGAGUUAUUUAUUUUAUUUAUUUUAUUUAUUCUUUAUUGACGCCAUUUCUAACAAUUUCGCCACA
Molecule: messenger RNA, 2168 nt
Organism: Anastrepha ludens (Mexican fruit fly)
Lineage: Eukaryota; Metazoa; Arthropoda; Insecta; Diptera; Tephritidae
Product: bestrophin-4-like
Exons: 6
Coding region: 48-2021 (657 amino acids)
Molecular function (GO): chloride channel activity
Source: RefSeq, a predicted model, not a curated record